This is a messenger RNA of Cordyceps militaris CM01, 1638 nucleotides long. Its product is annotated as glutamyl-tRNA(Gln) amidotransferase subunit A. NCBI's taxonomy places the organism in Eukaryota, Fungi, Ascomycota, Sordariomycetes, Hypocreales, Cordycipitaceae. The coding region runs from base 1 to 1638 and encodes 545 amino acids. The transcript has a single exon. The record is from RefSeq and is a predicted model, not a curated record.
AUGAUGAAUCAAUUCUCACAUAGUGGACGGUUGCUGGGCGCUUGCUGUCUGGCCCUCCAGAUCGCGCUAUGUCUAGCUGGCUGUGGCGGCCGCCUCCCGCCGUUGCUUGACGCCACCCUCGAUGACCUGCGCCGGGGACUCGAUGGAGGCAACUUCUCCAGUGUUGACCUGACAAAGGCCUAUAUCGCUCGAAUCAACGAGGUCAAUGAACAGCUGCAUGCUGUCAACGAGAUCAACCCCGAUGCCUUGACAAUUGCUGCCGAGCGGGACAAGGAGCGGUGUCAAGGCAAGGUUGGCCCUCUACACGGCAUUCCCAUACUUAUCAAAGACAACAUUGCGACCAACGACAAGAUGAACAACACCGCGGGCUCGUUUGCCUUGCUUGGUGCUAAAGUCCCAGAGGACAGCACUGUCGCUGCUAAGCUACGCAAGGCCGGUGCCAUUAUUCUUGGCAAGGCGAACCUGUCUCAGUGGGCCAACUUUCGCAGUGACAAUGGCAGCUCAGGUUGGUCUUCAAUUGGGGGCCAGGCGACUGGAGCCUACUUCCCUGGUCAGGAUCCUUCUGGUUCGUCUUCGGGGAGCGGUGUCUCGUCUUCAGUUGGCCUGGCCUGGGCUUGCCUCGGCACUGAGACUGAUGGCUCCAUCAUCUCGCCCUCCCAAGAGAACAAUCUUGUCGGUAUCAAACCCUCUGUCGGCCUGACAUCGCGAUAUCUUGUAGUGCCCAUUUCAGAGCACCAAGACACUGUUGGACCGAUGGCGAGAACGGUCAAGGACGCUGCGCACCUGCUCAGCGCUAUUGCCGGUAAGGACAGCAACGACAACUAUACAUCCGCCAUCCCCUUUGGUGACAAGGUCCCCGAUUACGUGGCGGCCUGCAAAAAGUCUGGGCUAAAGGGCAAGCGAAUUGGUAUACCGCAGGGGUUGACGAAAGGCGAGUCGGGGUACCCUGCACCUGUUGAAAAGACCUUCCGCGAGACAGUUGAGCUUUUGCGGUCUAGCGGCGCCGUCAUAGUCGACAACAUCGAGUUCCCUGGGCUUGAGCAGCUCGGGCCCUCCAACGAGAUUGUCCUGAAGGCUGACUUCGUCAGCGGCUUGCCGGAGCUGUACCUGAAAAAGCUUGUCGCAAACCCGAACAACAUCACUUCCCUCGCCGAUCUACAAGCGUUUACGCACAAGGACCCAAGAGAGGAUUGGCCGGAGCGAGAUACCGGUGUUUGGGACUCGGCGUUGAAGCUGGGAUUCGGCAACGACUCGCCGCAGUUUCGGGAGGCAUUUCAGAAGCAGCUGAACUUUGGCGGAGAGCAGGGUCUGGCUGGUGCUUUGAAGAACAACUCGCUGGAUGCCAUCUUUGCGCCUUCAGAUUUCGUGUCGUCCAUGGCCGCUCCUCUAGGUAACCCCGUCGUCACGGUGCCGAUUGGUCGCAUGCCUGAUGACACGCCUGUGACACGUAACGGCUUUGGAAAUUUGAAUGCGACGGGCCCAAAUCAACCGUUUGGCGUUGGGUUUGCCGGAGCUCAUUUUAGCGAGGAAGCUCUCAUCGGCAUGGCGUACGCCCUGGAGCAGCAAACACACGUCCGCACAAAGAUUCAUCCGAAAGUCGUCCCCAGGACGGAGCUGCAGGACGUAUUGGGAAAGUGA